GCUGCUCGCGGGCGCCCUCUCUGGUUGCGGCGGCGAAUGGGGGCGGCGGCGGCGUGUAGCAACGGGCGCCAGCUCGGCCGCUGGUUGUCGGGCGCCGCCAUGGAGGCCGCCUCAGCUUCGGCCGGCGGCGAGGCCCUUCGGCGGCUGGGGACGCUCCGCUUCGACAACCGGGCGCUGCGGGCGCUGCCGCUGGACCCCUGCGAGGAGAACGUGCCUCGGGCCGUGGCGGGCGCCUGCUUCUCCCGCGUGCGGCCCAGCCCCGUGCGGAACCCGCGGCUCGUCGCCCUGGCGCUGCCGGCGCUGGCGCUGCUGGGCCUGCCGGAGCCGCGGACGCCGCGGGAGGAGGCCGAGCUGGAGGCCGAGGCCGCGCUGUGCUUCAGCGGCAACCGGCUGCUACCGGGCUCGGAGCCCGCCGCCCACUGCUACUGCGGGCACCAGUUCGGCUCCUUCGCCGGCCAGCUGGGCGACGGCGCCGCCGUGUACCUGGGCGAGGUGCUGAGCCCGAGCGGCGAGCGCUGGGAGAUGCAGCUCAAGGGCGCCGGCCUCACCCCCUUCUCACGGCAAGCUGAUGGUCGUAAAGUUCUGCGAUCCAGCAUACGAGAAUUCCUUUGCAGUGAAGCAAUGUUUCAUCUAGGAAUACCCACAACUCGAGCAGGAGCAUGUGUAACAUCUGAUUCAGAAGUUAUUCGGGAUAUAUUUUAUGAUGGAAAUCCAAAAAAAGAGAAAUGCACAGUUGUCCUGAGAAUAGCACCAACAUUUAUUAGGUUUGGAUCGUUUGAGAUUUUUAAACCUACUGAUGACUAUACUGGUCGAAAAGGUCCCAGUGUUAACAGAAAUGAUAUUCGAAUACAAAUGCUUGACUAUGUGAUCAGCACUUUUUAUCCAGAAAUCCUACAAGCGCACGCGGACAAUAAUAUUCAAAGGAAUGCGGCUUUUUUCAGAGAGGUGACAUUGCGGACAGCAAGGAUGGUUGUUGAAUGGCAGUGUGCUGGAUUUUGUCAUGGCGUGCUCAAUACUGAUAAUAUGAGCAUAGUUGGUCUUACCAUUGACUAUGGACCAUUUGGAUUUAUGGACAGAUAUGAUCCUGAACACAUUUGCAAUGGGUCUGAUAACACUGGACGUUAUGCUUAUAAUAAGCAACCAGAGAUCUGCAAGUGGAAUCUCGGGAAGCUGGCCGAAGCCUUAGUUCCAGAACUGCCCUUGGAGAUCAGUAUGCCCAUUCUGGAAGAAGAGUACAAUGCAGAAUUUGAGGUGCAUUAUUUGCAGAAAAUGAGAAAGAAGUUAGGAUUCAUUCAGCUCCAGUUAGAAGAUGAUAAUAAACUGGUAUCUGACCUUUUAGAAACUAUGCACAUCACAGGUGCAGAUUUUACAAACACUUUCCGCUUGCUGAGCUCUUUCUCUGUAGACUCUGAUCCUUCAACACUGGAAGACUUCUUAGAUAAGAUUUCAAAGCAGUGUGCUUCUAUAGAAGAACUGAAAGUUGCUUACAAGCCUCAAAUGGAUCCCAGACAACUUUCAAUGAUGCUGAUGCUAGCACAGUCUAAUCCACAACUCUUUGCCUUAAUUGGAACAAAAUCCAACAUAAAUAAAGAACUGGAACGCAUAGAGCAGUUCUCUAAGUUACAGCAAUUAACAGCAGCUGAAUUGCUCAGUAGAAAUAAAGGACAUUGGAAAGAGUGGUUGCUGAAUUACAGAGUUCGGCUAGAAAAAGAAUUGGAACACGUUAGUAAUGCUGACACUUGGAAUGCUGAACGUGUGAAAAUUAUGAAUUUAAACAAUCCAAAAUUCAUCUUGAGAAACUACAUUGCUCAAAAUGCUAUCGAAGCAGCGGAAAAUGGUGAUUUCUCAGAGGUACAGAAAGUCUUGAAACUCUUAGAAAAGCCAUAUGAAGACAGAGAAAAUUAUGAGGAGGAGCCCACAGAAGAGGAAGCCGUGCCUGUUGCUGCUGCCUGCAGUUCCGUGACCAGAAACAGGCUUCCGUACAGUAGUAAGCCACCGCUCUGGGCUUCUGAGCUGUGUGUCACAUGAUCUUCGUAACUGCCUUGUUAGUGUUUUUCACAAAGAGGUCUUGAUUGUCUCACGAGUGGAGAAUACAGCAAGGCACAGUAGAAGUGCUAUUAAGUCACAGACAGAUUGUUUGGAUGUCUUCAGAGUCUCACCUUAACCCCGUUCAUGUUAUGAAAUGUGACAAUCACCCGUUCCAUGCACUGUUAAGGCUUUGGAGACAGACCAUUGUUCUGUCUUCUCUCCAUAACGCUCUAAGUGCUGUUGUAUUUUUACACACACGGAUCUUUGAACAUCCAAGUGAAAUCUGUGUUUGUGAAGACAAAAAUAGCAAACCAAAUGUUGGAGGUAUUUUUGUCUGAAGGUGAACUAAUGGUACUUACUAACCACAUUGAUAACAUUUUUAUUAUGCAGGGAUAUUGAUUCUCUCUCGGUGGAGAGCGAGUUUAAGCUCAUUGUGCUUAUUUUGAAGCUAUGUUUCAUUUAAUUGAGUAGUUCAUUUAUUGUGAACGUUUGCAUUUAUAUCAUGUUUUUAGAAACAUUGUCAUGGGGCACUGAGGAAAAGGCAGCAAUAACAUGCCUUGUGAAAGGGAAUACAGGUGGUUAAGAAAAUGAAAUUUUAUCUUCAACUCCAUUAUGUCUAGAGGCUUGAUCCUGCUAAGAUGCAGACGCAAGUGGGUGUGCAUCUCUGGAUAGGAAAAUGAACAUGCAAAUUGGCGCUAUGGUUGUGGUUCAGGAUUUCUGGAGGUGCACAUGCAAUUCAUUUAACUAGAAGAGAGAAUAGCAAAAGUAGUCUCCCAGAAGAUGCUCAGCACUGAUAGUGCCAGUUACUUCUUGAGAACUACUAGUCCUCUUUCCUCCAGUCCCAACAGGUGAGCCGAACACAUACUAUACAGUAUGGUGAUGGAUGACAUUUUAAGUCAGACUGCCCCAGCAAGAUAAUUUUGCAAAAAAUGUAUUAUUUGCUUUCCAUAUUUACAUGCUUUCAUACUUGCAUCUUUAUAUACUCUAUUUAUUUCCUAUGUAUCAACUUUUCUACCUCUGGAAAGUCUUCCAUUCUCAAACUUUGCUAAUUGAGGCAGAUGUUUGAUCUUGUUUUAAUAUCAUUUGAAGUUUAAAAAAAUAUUUGGAAUGGAAUGAAUCUCAAAAGAGAAACUUAAGUAUCAGGCUUAGUGGUUGGGUAAAAUCCUAAGCAGUAUCUUAUUAAAAUCUAUGGGGCUUUAAAUUACAACUUGAAAGUAACCAAAUUCAGUAGUGAAGUUUAUGGAUAAGCUUAUUCCUCCUAUAUUGUCAUUAAUUUUUAUCUUGAAGCUGUGAUAAACCUCCAAGGGUGUCAUGCCUGUGUUAAUGCAAGUGAACAUUUAAGAGCUGGGAAAGUCAACAUAGGCAUAACGACAUGGUAUACAAGAGAGAAAUCUUUGCAAAGAAUAAAACCUUGGAUUUAUUCAUUUCUCACUAUAAUUAGCCUGUCUUAACUGGGGCUUCUGAGAACCUUGUGUACAGAUGUUUCUAAAAACAUGCUCAGGGCAAGCGAUGGGAACAGAGCUCUUGUUUCAUAAUCCAACUUGAGAUAACCUUUGUCCAGUUUCUGCAAUAAAAAUAUUGUGUGCAAUUUUUAAGUAUGGCACUUUAGUACUGAUGGAAUUGAUUUUCUCAUUCUGCAUAUAAAAGCAAUAUCUAGCAAGCAUUCUGUUGACAUGUUUAUAUUAAAAGUUGUAGUUUGCUUAUUUUUUGACCUAGAAAAGUAGUAUUCUCCUUGAAGUGUAUAUUUGUACUAAGACCACCAAAUACCCACACCUUCAAAAUGUAUGAACUUUACUGCUCUUAUCUGGGAAAUGCCACUGGGAAUUUAAGAAACAAGUGCGUUGAUGGCAUGCACAAAGUUAGAACAUAAGCUGGCUGUGGGUGUAAGCCACACAAUCAAAAUGUGCAAAUCAUCCAUAUAUGAGGGAGGAGUGAUUUAAAAGCACGUGCAAAGGUACUAUAAAUGAAAAACACUGGCAAUUUAGCUUCAAAGUGCUCUGUUGCUCAGCUGAACAACUAGGCUGGCAUGGCUUUGUGGCAAAAGAGUUCAACUACAUGCAGUCAGUUUCUCUGCAAAGGACAGAAGUUUCCUGCCUCAGUCAGUGGCUUCCUCUUAUCUUAAUCAGGAUAAGACUAAACGUAAAAUCUUUGGGAUGCAUCUUUUGUUUAAGAUAGUUAGUGGGGGCCCCCAUGCCAAAUCAGAGUGUCAGGUAUGCCCCCCCUCCAAAACAAUUUUACUUUGGGUUUUCAUACAACAUUGUCAUGUGAUCAUCCACCUUCCAGGUUAUUGCUAGCUCCCAAAGCAGCUUUUGGAAAAGAGUGGAAGGUGCACAUUUUUAUAGCUCGCUGCCAACAUCCAUCAUCAUUUACCUUUGUGUUCACUGCAAGCUAUUUUUUAUCCAGUGCCAUAAAACUAGCAAUAUUCCUACCAUUUUUUUAAAAGCCUACUGGGAUGGUGUAUGAGAAGAAAAUGCACCCCAAACUGCUGUAGGGUUUUAACAAAAAAAUUGAGCUGUUAAAAUUGAAUACCAUGAAAUGGAGGCAAUAUGAACUAUUAUAGCCAAGUACCUGCCCAAACAGGUGUGUUUCUGGUUCAAGAGGACUUGACAGAGCUGAAAGCAAACCAUGUCCAUUAAGAAAACACAGAAUCCCUGGAAUUUUGGAGAUGAGUGUAUGACACCUAGAACUAUCCUAAAAUUUCUGGCUACGGAGGUCAAACAAUAAGCAAUGUUUAGGUCCACCUGUGUCUGUAAAAUUACAUUUUAUUUCAUGAAGCUGCUCAGACUGAAAUAGAGAGCCACGAUCUGCGAUGUAAACCUGGAGGUAGAAAUUGAGACAGCAGCCUGACUUGAAUACAACUCACCAUUCUCAAGUAGUGUUCUGUCUGUUAGAUACCUGUAGUCCUCUUGAUGUGAUCAAAAUUUAUCAGUGACUAGCACUAAGCCUCAACUGUGCCGUUUUGUACAAAUAAAGCUGAUUAAACUUU
This is a messenger RNA of Eublepharis macularius, 5014 nucleotides long. It is a transcript of the gene SELENOO, whose product is annotated as selenoprotein O. The transcript is spliced from 9 exons. NCBI's taxonomy places the organism in Eukaryota, Metazoa, Chordata, Lepidosauria, Squamata, Eublepharidae. The record is from RefSeq and is a predicted model, not a curated record.